GGUUCGUCUUCAAUGUUGACGUGUGUGGUUGGCAGGGCGAUAAUCGAUACUCGGAUUUCGCGCGCCGUAGAUUGGAGCACCAGGACAAUUUCUCAAGCGAUUGCAAUUAGUGAAGGAUGGUGCCUCAGCAUCACCACAAGUCGAAUCAUCGCAACUCAUGCGACAAUGGCUGCAGGUCUUUGCUAGGCGAAGAGCUGCUUUAAGCACUGCUUCUGCCCAACAAUGGUCAUCUUACAAUAAUCUUCGUUCGACACGGACGUUUGCAACCUCACCUUUUCGAACUGCGCCAGUCUCUGCUCCCAGCGAACUUGAAAACCGCAUUGCAGCAAUACCGAUUGACCGUUACCGCAAUUUUUGCAUAGUUGCUCAUGUUGACCAUGGCAAAAGCACACUCAGUGACCGCCUCCUGGAGUUGACGGGGACUAUUGAACCGGGCGCGAACAAGCAGGUGCUAGACAAGCUGGAUGUGGAAAGAGAACGCGGCAUUACAGUAAAAGCGCAAACAUGUUCGAUGAUAUACAACCACAAGGGGGAGGACUAUCUUCUUCAUCUUGUCGACACUCCUGGCCAUGUGGACUUCAGAGCCGAGGUCGCACGUAGCUACGCAAGCUGUGGUGGCGCCCUGCUGCUGGUCGAUGCAAGUCAGGGCAUUCAGGCACAGACGGUCGCCAAUUUCUACCUGGCUUUUGCGCAAGGCUUAUCGUUGGUUCCCAUAAUCAACAAGGUGGACUUACCUCAUGCCGAUGCGCCACGAGCUUUGGAACAAAUGCACGAUACCUUCGAGUUAGAUCCUGAAAAGGCUGUGUUGGUGUCUGCAAAGACCGGGUUAAAUGUCGAAAGCGUCCUACCGGCUGUCAUUGAGGAAAUACCUCCACCCGUUGGUGACAGCAAGAAACCUCUCAGGUUAUACCUGGUUGAUUCAUGGUAUUCGAGCUAUAAAGGUGUGAUCCUGUUGGUACGACUUUUCGAUGGUGAACUUCGAGCUGGCGACCAGAUUGUCUCUUUCGCGACAGGUCUGAAGUAUACUGUGGGAGAAGUGGGCAUCAUGUACCCGGACCAAACCCCCCAGAAAGUGCUCCGUGCUGGGCAGGUAGGGUAUGUCUACUUCAAUCCUUCCAUGAGGAAGAGCAGCGAAGCUAAGAUCGGUGAUACCUAUACCAAAGUGGGUCUCCAGCGACAGGUCCAACCGAUGCCAGGAUUUGAGGAACCAAAGCCUAUGGUUUUUGUCGCCGCAUUUCCAGUCGACCAGAGCGAAUUUGAGAAUCUCGAGGACAGCAUCAAUCAACUCUUACUCAAUGACCGCAGCGUCACGGUGCAGAAGGAAUCCUCACAGGCACUCGGCGCAGGCUUUCGCCUGGGAUUUUUAGGUACUUUGCACUGUUCGGUUUUUGAAGACCGCCUACGCCAGGAACAUGGCACAAGCAUCAUUAUAACUCCACCUACUGUACCCUUCAAGGUACUUUGGAAGAAUGGCAGAGAGGAUGUCAUUGCCAAUCCAGCUGAAUUUCCGGACAGUGAAGAAGCGCGCCGGAACGUGGUGGAGCUGCGGGAACCUUACGUUACGACGACGCUGACAUUUCCUGACGAGUAUCUCGGCAGGGUCAUGGAACUAUGUGAGGGUAAUCGCGGUGAACAGAAGUCCAUGGAGUAUUUCACCGCCUCACAAGUUAUCCUCAAAUACGAGAUGCCUCUAGCUCAACUUGUUGACGAUUUCUUUGGCAAAUUGAAAUCAAGUACAAAGGGUUAUGCCUCACUGGACUAUGAGGAGGCUGACUGGCGGGUGAGCAACAUUGUCAAACUCCAGUUGCUGGUGAACAAGGAACCGGUGGACGCAGUGUCCAGGGUCCUACACCAGUCUCAAGUACGUCAAGUGGGCAAACAAUGGGUCGAAAAGUUCAAAGAACACGUUGACAGGCAAAUGUUCGAGAUUGUCAUUCAAGCUGCUGUGGGCAAGCAGAUCAUCGCCAGAGAGACAAUCAAGCCUUUUCGAAAAGACGUUCUUGCGAAAUUGCACGCCGCUGAUAUUACCAGGCGGAAGAAAUUGUUGGAAAAACAGAAAGAAGGGCGGAAAAAGCUCAAAGCAGUUGGCAAUGUUGUCAUUGACCACAGUGCAUUCCAGGCUUUCCUGGCGAAGUGAGGUAAUUACCACCCCUUCCAGCAGAAAACCUGAUAUAGUGUAC
This is a messenger RNA of Exophiala viscosa, 2180 nucleotides long. Its product is annotated as translation factor GUF1, mitochondrial. The record is from RefSeq and is a predicted model, not a curated record. NCBI's taxonomy places the organism in Eukaryota, Fungi, Ascomycota, Eurotiomycetes, Chaetothyriales, Herpotrichiellaceae. The coding region runs from base 158 to 2137 and encodes 659 amino acids. The transcript has a single exon. Gene Ontology annotation, cellular component: mitochondrion. Gene Ontology annotation, molecular function: mitochondrial ribosome binding; GTP binding; GTPase activity. Gene Ontology annotation, biological process: positive regulation of translation.